Marchantia polymorpha subsp. ruderalis is the source of this 1206-nucleotide messenger RNA. The record is from the annotation of a GenBank genome assembly. NCBI's taxonomy places the organism in Eukaryota, Viridiplantae, Streptophyta, Marchantiopsida, Marchantiales, Marchantiaceae.
AGUCAGUCCCUAGAUCCUCCUCCCUCUCCCUCCUUCCCUCGUAGCAACGUAAUCUGUCUUAAUUCGCAACCGAUAAGACAAUAUCUCUGACUGCACAUGUUUGGCUCAUUAUUAUAUCCGCCGCGGAUUGCUUCGGAUUUCUUCGAGCGAGGGAGCGAGGGAUCCAUCGGUGACGAGGAACUCAGUCUAUUAAAAGGAGCUCUAAGCGAAAAGUGGCCUUUGACCUCGAUCAGAUAUAAUUUGCUUGCUGCCAGCAUCUCCAAGAUUCAUUCAUUCAUUCAUGCUUACGAGAUGAGAUUCUGCUGAGGGAGCAAGCGAGCGAGCGAGCGGGCUCUUUGAUCCCCGAGAAUGUAUCCAUGAGGGCGAGCUGCUAAUGCGGAUAGCGGCUCUCGAGAGAGUCGUGGCAUUAAUGAUGAGGAUGAGAUGGAUUAGGCCCGUCAUGUCUUUUCCGCCGACUUGCUGCCCCCGAUUCAACAUCGGAAUGAUGGAUGCGUCCGUCCGUGUGUGGACUCUUGAUUCAAGGUCGCCGUGUCUGUGUCACGUCCUUGCUGAUCAUACCAGGUCCGAGGCAACCAUGUACCCCAUGCUGGGAGCGAGAGGAGCGUGGACAAAUGGAUAGAUGCAUUGACAGGCCGGUGGGAUAACUGGGAAGCUCGUCCAGGGGAGCCAUACUGUCAACUGACCCUGAGAUUGAAAUAGAAUUCCACAGAGCGAGGAUUUCCAGAUUCAUUCAUGUGCCCAUGACGGAUCCACGCUCUCGUCCAAAUGUCGAGUCGAGUCGAGUCGAAUCGAAUCGCCAUCUGCUCCCUUUCCCCACCGUGUGUCGGUGUUCCACCGGGAAGGACUCUGAUCCUUCCCUGUUCGCCUGCGGGAGGGAGACUGCGAACAUUUCUCUGUGCUUGUCUGAACGAACGCAUAUUCCUCGAAAGUGCUGCAACACAUGGCCCGCAGGAAAGUCGGCAAUUCUGCUCCCGAAGUUUGGUGCAUCUUCUCCUCCUCUCUGUUUGGACAUCUCCGUAACCAGUCCUGCACUUUAUGGGCUCUAUUAAUGCCUUUUCUCGCAAAAUGUGGACGCGAGUUGCUUCUGAGACAACAUGGUCAGUAUUGAUUAUUGAUUCUUUAACAUUUUUAUGCGACUUUAGAUUAUAGAUAAAUCUUCAGUGGCCGAUACAAAGUGUUAUGCAAAGGAAUUUGCCUGAUGGAGAG